Boleophthalmus pectinirostris (great blue-spotted mudskipper) is the source of this 1713-nucleotide messenger RNA. RefSeq names its product transforming growth factor, beta 3 (gene tgfb3). The transcript is spliced from 7 exons. Gene Ontology annotation, molecular function: type II transforming growth factor beta receptor binding; growth factor activity; type III transforming growth factor beta receptor binding. Gene Ontology annotation, cellular component: extracellular region. Gene Ontology annotation, biological process: regulation of cell population proliferation; BMP signaling pathway; SMAD protein signal transduction. NCBI's taxonomy places the organism in Eukaryota, Metazoa, Chordata, Actinopteri, Gobiiformes, Gobiidae. The record is from RefSeq and is a predicted model, not a curated record. The coding region runs from base 382 to 1587 and encodes 401 amino acids.
AGGCUGAUGUGGAGGAGCCCUGGAAAGAGGCGCACUGACUCCAUGUGCGCAAGUGGAUGAGCCGCCAAUGCAAUUAAGAGUGCGCGGAAAGGAGCGAUAUACCCGGGAAUUAAAGUGACUCUGUACCAAGGGGAAUGAAGAGAAGCAUCGCGAGUUCUAAUAACGAGCUGAGCAUAUUUCUCGCUAUGGCACGGAUUUGCACUCGUAUAAAUGCACAUUUUGCGAAGAUGACAUAGCACUUGACAAAAAUGGGAUUCCUCCGAGAGCCGAACUCACUAACGACCUGAAUGAGUAAACAGAGACUGGAUUCAGAUUGGGGCUCAGUUUGGGAGUCUCUGCCUUGACAAUCCACGGUUGUGAGUGAACUGCAGUUGCCUAAAUAUGAAUCUGCGUAAAGCCCUUCUGCUUUUCCUCUUCCUAAAUAGUGUGACAAUGACUCUAACCCUUUCUACCUGCACCACUGUGGACAUUGACCACAUCAAGAAAAAGAGAGUGGAAGCAGUGCGGGGACAGAUUCUCAGUAAACUGCGGCUGACCAGUCCGCCUCAGACCACUGGUCCAAGUCAGGUACCCUACCAGGUUCUCGCCCUCUAUAACAGCACCAAGGAGCUUAUUGAGGAGCUGGGACGGGACAAGCAGCAGAGUUGUGGCCAGGAUAACACGGAGACUGAGUACUAUGCAAAAGAGAUUUACAAGUUCAGCAUGAUCAGUGGUCCUGAGCACAAUGACCUCCCCUAUUGCCCUAAAGGAAUCACCUCCAGGGUUUUCCGCUUCAAUGUGUCCAUCAUGGAGAAGAACUCCACCAACCUGUUCCGGGCAGAGUUCCGUGCUCUGAGGGUCCCCAAUCCUGCUGCCAAGAGGAACGAGCAGAGGAUCGAGCUGUACCAGAUCCUUCAGAAAGACGACCCCAAAGCCAAGCAGCGCUACAUUGGGGGCAAGAACGUUCUGACCAAGGGGACACCCGAGUGGGUCUCCUUCGACGUGACCGACACAGUGAGGGAGUGGCUCAUGUACAGACAGACUAACCUGGGCCUGGAGAUCAGUGUCCACUGUCCCUGCCACACUUUUAAACCCAAUGGGGACAUCAUCGAGAAUGCCAAUGAGGUACUGGAGGUCAAAUUCAAAGGUAUGGAUGAAGAUCUGAGCCAUCAGAAGGAGCAGAAGGAGCAGCUCUACCCCCACCUCAUCCUCAUGAUGCUGCCACCACAUCGACUGGACACUCAGUCCUCGUCGCGAAGACGCAAGAGGGCACUGGACACCAAUUACUGCUUCAAUAAUUAUGAGGAGAACUGCUGUGUGCGACCACUAUAUAUUAAUUUCCGCCAGGACUUGGGCUGGAGGUGGAUUCAUCAGCCUGAAGGGUACUACGCCAACUUCUGCUCGGGGCCCUGUCCCUACCUACGCAGCUCUGACACAACCCACAGCACGCUGCUGAGCCUGUACAACACUCUGAACCCAGAAGCAUCAGCGUCACCCUGCUGUGUUCCUCAGGACCUGGAGCCCCUCACCAUCCUCUACUAUGUGGGUCGCUCGCCCAAAGUGGAGCAGCUGUCCAACAUGGUGGUCAAGUCCUGCAAGUGCAGCUAGAGACAGUGAGAGAGACACAGACUGGCACUACUCAGGAGCUGGCAGCAGGGGUUUGAAUUACUCACCGCUGCUUCUACAAAAUGUACAAGGACUCUUUAAUCCACCGACAAGAAGCAAGCUGAAAAU